GGCCCCGCCGCGGCCCCGCUCCCCCGCGCGGGGCGUCCCGGGGGCGAGCCGGGACCGGCGCUCGGGGACCCGCGGUGGAAGGUCUCGUGCCGGCCCCGCAGCGAGGCUCGCUCCGUGCGCCCGCAGCCCCCGGGUCUCGUUCGACCCCUUAUCUGAUGCCUUUGCAAGCGUCGCCUGCUGAGUCAGGCCGAACCGGGCACGGGGAUCAGCUCUGCCCCCUCCCCGACCUUCCCAGCCAUUGGCUCCGGAGCGGGUGGAACGGGCUGGGACGGGCCCACGGUGCGGAUAUAUCCCGAGGGGCCGCCGCUGCCCCGGCCCGCGGUGGUCCCGGCAGCCGGAGGAUGCCCGCCCGGGUGCGAGCGCAGCUGCUCAGCUGCCUCCUGCUCUCCCUGCUCCGGCAGGGGCGCGGGGACCCGGCGCGCAGAGACCUCGCGGACGAAGGUCACUACCUCUAUCUGGAUGAGGACGGACCGCUGGAGGUGCUGGCGGGGCCGGCUCGCUGCCAGGACACCUACCGGGACUGGAUCUCCCUGUACUGCUGGGCCCCCUUCCACGCCGCCCUCGCAGCCACCCCUGAGGAGAAACGGUGCUGCUGGGACCACAUCGGCAGCAUCUACAGUGAGCUCUCCAACUGCACGGAGCUGCUGGCGGAGGUGCUGGCCUGCCCCUGGCCCAGCUCCACGCUGGAUGCCUUCUUCCUGCAGAUCCACGCGGAGUAUUUCAGCGGCUGUGCUGGGGCAGGGCCCCCCGUGCUGGGUGGGCUGCCGCCGGGGCUGGCCACAGCGCUGGCCGUGGGGCUCGGCUGCCUGGUGCCCCUCGCCGUGGCCCUCACGCUCAGCAGAGCCGACAAAGCGGCGCCAAAGCCGCCGGGCAGCAGCCCUGCGCCGCCCCGCGCCGAGCAGAGCGCGAGCCUCCUCCGCGACGGCUCCGGGACCGCCGCGGCGGGGGCCGACGGGGGCCGGCAGUGA
This is a messenger RNA of Rhea pennata, 968 nucleotides long. RefSeq lists its product as uncharacterized. The transcript has 5 exons. Bases 156 to 968 code for a protein of 270 amino acids. Gene Ontology annotation, molecular function: coreceptor activity. Gene Ontology annotation, cellular component: cell surface; membrane; signaling receptor complex. The record is from RefSeq and is a predicted model, not a curated record. Gene Ontology annotation, biological process: G protein-coupled receptor signaling pathway; protein localization to plasma membrane; cellular response to hormone stimulus. Lineage: Eukaryota; Metazoa; Chordata; Aves; Rheiformes; Rheidae.